Molecule: messenger RNA, 867 nt
Organism: Cyphellophora attinorum
Lineage: Eukaryota; Fungi; Ascomycota; Eurotiomycetes; Chaetothyriales; Cyphellophoraceae
Exons: 3
Coding region: 1-867 (288 amino acids)
Source: RefSeq, a predicted model, not a curated record
AUGGCUUCGAGCUCGAACGAUGACAACCUCGACGACCCAAUGAUUACCGUUCGCUGGCAGAAGUACGAAAGUGACUGCCCACCCGCCCCUGAUGAACCUGGCAUUGGCAUCAGAAUCCGGAAAAGCAUCCUCACAACCGAAAGUGCACACUUCAAGACACUUCUCGACGGUCCAUUCAAGGAGGCAAAUUCUGAUGUCGUCGACCUGUACGGCGACAGCCCGCUCGCCAUGGGUGACGUGCUGCAUGCAUUGGCAUACGGUGAUCCACAGUAUUCCCUACUGACCAGCCCGGCCGCUGGGGACUACCAUAUUGCUCAAGAGGUAUACAUCAUCGUCGACAAAUACGAUCUCAAAUCGCUCCGCAGCUUCGUCGUCGACAAGCUCCUCCCGGGAGCGUGGGCUGCUCGGUGGCGUUGUCCUAAGUAUGCGACAUUGCCUGGUUGCGCUGAGGGCUUCGAACGCUUUCACUACGACCACCUCGUUCAACACUUCUCUGAUUAUCCCAAGGAGCUAUGGCCGUUCUACGCCAAUGCGCUUGUGCAUUACAGACGCGCAGAACCAGAAGCCGAUCUGUUUGGGCACCUCCUCGAGGACAAUCCUGAGAUGGCGUGUGGUAUAGCUAGAGAGCUCAUCAUCCAGCUAGCUGCCACAAAAGACGAGGUCGCGGGGCUUCGGCAGGGUUUGUCGGACAGCGCAGCUGUCGUUGUAGACCUCAGGGACACGCUGAAGGCAACGGAAGAGGGCCUGCAGGAGCUAAGCAAGGACCUGACGGCUAAUAUCAAAAAGCAGAUGGAUGCCGCCAUUUCUGGCGUCAAGAAGUCGUUUGGACAUAAUGGCAAUCCCGAGGGACUGCACAAGUCAAGCUAG